AUGGUUCAUUUAGGUCCAAAACCACCUCAACAUAGAAAAGGUACUUUCACAGAUGUUUCACCGGAAUUAUUAAAAGAAUUAGCAACUUUAGAAAAACAAUUCACCGUUGAUGGUGCCACAUUAAGAAAAAUAGUUGAUCAUUUUAUCACAGAAUUAGAUAAAGGAUUAAGUAAAAAAGGAGGUAAUAUCCCAAUGAUUCCAGGUUGGGUUAUGGAAUAUCCAACAGGUGAAGAGACAGGUGAUUAUUUAGCUAUAGAUUUAGGUGGAACUAAUUUAAGAGUUGUUUUAGUGAAAUUAUUAGGAGGAAGAAAAUUUGAUACUACACAAUCCAAAUUUGCAUUACCUGAACAUAUGAGAUUAGCUAAAAGUGAAGAAUUAUGGACAUUUAUUGCAGAAUGUUUGAAAAAAUUCAUUGAAGAAGUAUUUCCAGAUGGUUGUGAUGAAGUUUUACCAUUAGGUUUUACUUUCAGUUAUCCAGCAAGUCAAAGCAAAAUCAAUGAAGGUGUAUUACAAAGAUGGACUAAAGGUUGGGCUAUUGAAGGUGUUGAAGGUAAAGAUGUUGUUCCAAUGUUACAAAAAGCUAUUGAAAAAGUUCAUGUACCAAUUGAAGUAGUUGCUUUAAUUAAUGAUACUACAGGUACUUUAGUUGCAUCAAGAUAUACUGAUCCAGAAACUGAAUUAGGUUUGAUUUUUGGUACUGGUGUAAAUGGAGCUUAUUAUGAUGUAGUAGAAGAUAUUCCAAAAUUAGAAGGUAAAUUAGAAGAUGAUAUUCCAAAGAAUUCACCAAUGACUAUAAAUUGUGAAUAUGGUGCAUUUGAUAAUGAAUUGGUAGUAUUACCAAGAACUAAAUAUGAUAUUCAAAUCGAUGAAGAAUCACCAAGACCAGGACAACAAUCAUUUGAAAAAAUGAAUUCUGGUUAUUAUUUAGGUGAAAUUUUAAGAAUUGUAUUAUUAGAUUUAGCAGAAAAUGAAAAAGUAAUAUUUAAAAACCAAGAUUUAAAUAAAUUAAAAAAACCAUAUAUUUUAGAUACUUCAUUUCCAGCUAAAAUUGAAGAAGAUCCAUUUGAAAAUUUAUCAGAUGUUGCAGAAUUGUUUCAAGAUGUAUUAGGUAUACAAACAACAAUUCCAGAAAGAAAAGUUAUUCGUAGAAUUGCAGAAUUAAUUGGUGAAAGAUCAGCAAGAUUAUCAGUUUGUGGUAUAGCUGCUAUAUGUAAAAAAAGAGGUUAUAAAACUGCUCAUUGUGCAGCUGAUGGAUCAGUGUAUGAAAAAUAUCCUGAUUUUAAAAUUAGAGCUGCUAAAAGUUUAAGAGAUAUUUUUGAAUGGUCAGAUGAUUUAAAAGAAGAUCCUAUUGUUAUUGUACCAGCUGAGGAUGGUAGUGGUGUUGGUGCUGCUGUUAUUGCUGCAUUAACUGAAAAAAGAUUGAAAGAAGGUAAAUCAGUUGGUUUAAAAGCAUAG
Messenger RNA from Lodderomyces jiufengensis, 1455 nucleotides. It is a transcript of the gene HXK2, whose product is annotated as hexokinase 2. Gene Ontology annotation, biological process: intracellular glucose homeostasis; glycolytic process; glucose 6-phosphate metabolic process. Gene Ontology annotation, cellular component: mitochondrion; cytosol. The transcript has a single exon. Gene Ontology annotation, molecular function: glucokinase activity; ATP binding; mannokinase activity. The record is from RefSeq and is a predicted model, not a curated record. Lineage: Eukaryota; Fungi; Ascomycota; Pichiomycetes; Serinales; Debaryomycetaceae. The coding region runs from base 1 to 1455 and encodes 484 amino acids.